CCUCCGCACCAUGUCCCAAACCAACAUCAAGUGCGAGAAACUGCAGAUUCUCCCGUACCCGCACACGUACACGUACACGUACACGCGCAAACGGUCCCUUACGCGGCCCCCGGCGGCGGUGGCGUGUCCGCUGCGCGAGAGACUGUAUUCGCCUGGUUUGGGUCCGGGUCAUGGGUUAAGUCCGACUCCCAGGGAUGAUUUCUUGGUGCCGGAUAGUCCGGCGGAUGAUCAUGUGAUUGUUUUGCCGUCGCCGAGGGAUUUGCAGAAGUUUAGGAUUUCGGUUUAUCGAUGAGUGAUUAUCGAUGUGUGAUUAUCGAUGACUGAUUUAUGGAUGACUGAUUUAUCGGUGACUGGUUUAUGGAGGGAUGCAUGGAUAGAUG
Aspergillus heteromorphus CBS 117.55 is the source of this 380-nucleotide messenger RNA. RefSeq lists its product as uncharacterized. Lineage: Eukaryota; Fungi; Ascomycota; Eurotiomycetes; Eurotiales; Aspergillaceae. Bases 11 to 292 code for a protein of 93 amino acids. The record is from RefSeq and is a predicted model, not a curated record. The transcript has a single exon.